UUUUAUAGAAAGGCCACAAGAAGUCAUGGGAAUGUUAGGAAUAGUAGAUAAGGAAACCGACAAAGUAGCCAAACAUCAGUUUAAAGUUACUAUUGAGGACUACACACACUGUGAAUCCGUGAAUCAUUACACUUUUAUGCGCAGUGGUGAAAGAAGUAUUGAGAUGUUUUAGAUGUUUUACUUGAGUAAAAGCAAUACUGCAGUGUAGAAAUACUCUGUUACAUAGGUAAAAGUCCUUCUAAAUAAAGUAGCCUAACUUGUAAAUAAAGCUGUCAAAUAAAUUAUGCAGUGAAGUAAAAAGUACAAUAUUUGCCUUCAAGUUGUAAUAGAUGUAGAAACAGAAUGUAAAUACUCAAGUCUACUUCAAAAUUGUACUCAAGUAGCCUUCAGUUGCCUACUGCAGUAGCUACUUGAGUAAUUAAGUAGCCUACUUAAUUACUUCCACUGAAGUAAAAAGUUAAAAAGCUCCUGCGAGUUGGCUUACAGUUGCUAAAUAUUGGGACAAUUAUUAAAACAUAUUGAGGGGAAAUCUAAUGUUUCUGCUCUCUCUCAAUCUCUCUAUCACGCACGCGCAUUCCCAAACACUCAUUGACGGGCGGUCACACCGGUAAGAGCGACAGACAGGCGAAGUCAAGUCAUGGAGGCGAUAUGGCUCUAUCAGUUCCGGCUGAUCGUCAUCGGGGACUCCACGGUGGGCAAGUCGUGUCUGAUCCGGCGGUUCACGGAGGGCCGCUUCGCCCAGGUGUCGGACCCCACCGUCGGCGUGGACUUCUUCUCCCGACUGGUGGAGAUCGAGCCGGGCAAGCGGAUCAAGCUGCAGAUCUGGGACACCGCGGGUCAGGAGCGCUUCAGGUCCAUCACCAGGGCUUACUACCGUAACUCUGUGGGCGGGCUCCUCCUGUUCGACAUCACCAACCGCCGCUCCUUCCAGAAUGUCCACGAUUGGCUGGAGGAAGCUCGCAGCCACGUUCAGCCGCACAGCAUCGUCUUCCUAUUGGUGGGGCACAAGUGUGACCUGGAGGCACAGCGCCAGGUGACUCGCCAGGAAGCAGAGAAGCUAGCGGGGGCUUACGGGAUGCGCUAUGUAGAGACAUCGGCCCGCGACGCCAUCAACGUAGAGCAUGCCUUCACCGAGCUGACCAGAGACAUCUUCGCCCUGGUGCGGUCCGGCGAGAUCACAAUCCAGGAGGGCUGGGAGGGCGUGAAGAGCGGGUUUGUCCCCAAUGUGGUUCACUCCUCGGAGGAAGUGACCAAGAGUGACCGCCGCUGUCUAUGUUGAUCUGGGAACAGUUUUGGGACUGAGGGUGAAAAGGGGAGAGAUUCAGGAAGGAUUCAGAGGGGAGUGGCUGAUGGACUGAGGUAUCAGCCUUCUGACUGAAACUGUUGGUAACCCUCUGUUAUUGUUUCUUCAGACUGGAUACAGACAGGGAAGUUCAAUGAAAAGGCUGGUAGAAGGCACCUUGAACGUGGGUAAAUAGCUGAAAGGUUGUGCCCAUUUCUGUAUACCUUUUAUUUCUCAGAGAGGAAGGAUCACCAAUGCUCAUUUACCUGCGAGGGCUCCCAUGAUUCAAUUCCUCUAGUUUUGGUUUGGGCUUCCUACCUGAAAAUCCCUCCCUGAAAGUUUUAGAAAGGCCUUAGAAAGAGGAUCCGUUUUGGUUCUUUGCCAAAAUACGAUGAAACUCUUGACUUGUUUAAUCUUUCUUUCUCCCGUCAUCUCUUCCUUCACUUCUCCUUCAAUCAACCACUUCUUAAUCUUCUCCUCUCCUCCAAUAUGCAAUUACAUGAUCACAUACGAGGCGAUCACUUUUACGUUGGUGUCCAACAUCCUCCUAGCACAUAUCAUUCGAACAAAGUUUAUUCAGCACAGGUUCAACAAGAGUUGUGUUUCUCUUUCACCCUCUGUGCUCCACAUUCCACUAUCAGAGCUCAAUGGAGGAGUCCUGGAGGUCCUAAAUGUAACAAGGGAUGACCGAUUUCCUUCCUGGAGCUGUGAUUUUGUUGCCAGAGACCACAUAAUUUCUCUUUGGAGCUAUUUAGGCCUCCAGUGAGCUCGAUGACAUUGACCAGAUGGUUAUAUCCACUUUCAUUAUGCUAAAUACCACACUAUAACAAAACAUCGUCACCCAUCAAGUUCCAAAUGGACUCCUAAAGCAGGAAGAGACAACGUGUACAGCUUAACUGACCGAGGUGGACUUUUUGGACUAGCUUAACAACUCCCAACUGUCUGCCUUUAACUGAGGACUUGUAAAGGGGGACUAAUAGGAAUGUUGGAGCCAGAAAGCACUUUAACAGCCAAGUCCACUUUAACUGUGGAGCCUAAUUUGGGACUUUGGAGAUAAUUUAUUUCUUGAAAGCAAAGCAAACAGAGAAGGACCAGACCACGGACUCCUCAAAAGAACUAUAUUAUCCACAAUGCACGCAUAAGGAUAAUAUAAUCUUGCAAAGAAAGUAGUUAAAUGGCAGGCAUUAAAUCAAGCCAACACAGAUACAGGCAUGGGAAACUACCAGAAAGUUGUUCUGAGCAAGUGGUUUAAAUGGGUUUUUUAUGUGUGUGCUCAAGUGUAAUAUCUCAUCAAACCUUUAUUUUUAUUUUAAUACACUUCAGUGCUACAGGUUGAUGCAACCACCAAAGUUACUUGAUUUUCUGCAGUUCAAAGACACAACUUACACUUUGAAACAUAAUGCUUUGGAAGGUAGUUUUAGAUGAAUUCUAGGUGUUAAAUGCACUUGUCUUGGAGACACAUACACUCAGUUGCCAGAAAAAAAUAACGCUAAAAGGUUAUAUGGUUCAGUUUAAGAAAGGAGUUGAUUAAAAUUUAUGAUCAUUUUAGAGGUUGUAGUUUGUAGUGCUGUUAAAUUGUAUUGUGUCAUCAACAUAAAUGGCUUGCAAAAGUCGAAGUUGAAGCAACACUAAUCUAAUUCAAACAAAACUGAACAUUAUAACCUCCAUGAAGGUACGAUUUAUUGCAGGGCUGUUGUAUCAGACUGCAUUAAUUUUAGCUAGCUGUACCGAAUACACUGGCCACUGAUUGUAUAUAAUUCCUUCCCAAUGUAACUCUGUCAGUAAACAGUCUGUGGAAGAAGCUGCCAACAGUGUCUGUCCUGUGAUAAUGGCAGCUGAAAUAGCCAUUGUCCAACCCCACUGUCUCAUUAGCAACAGACAAAAAGUGGCUCCAGUAAUUUCAACACACACGAUCAUACAAAAGUUGUAACAUCACAUUUUUCAGAUCCCUAACACAUGAAAUGGGCCGGACGAAUAGAUCCAAACUAUUCACAAAACCACUGCUGUGCUAACGCUCAGGCGACGAGGUCACAGCAGGUGUUCAUCACCAAUUAAAGACAAAACACCUGUUUUGACAUCACCGUUUGGGCUGUGGCCAACAUGUUUAAAGGUCUGACUUGCCCUUUUAAGCCGAAUUUACCUUUUAAGCAGGUUUAUUUCACGCUUUCACUUAAGAUGUCAGGCCAGUUAUUGACUUUAAAGGAAAAUCACAGUGAAUCAUACUGUUUCAUUGGCUUGUAGACAAUGCACACAUACAUGCAGCAGGUAAACAUAGAUAAUUGACACAUAACACGAGUAAUCUACUUGCAGAUUUCCAUUCAAAGUACACAUUCUUAUUAUUCUUACAUCUGUUUUGUGUUUUUGUGAGCCACAUAAACUUACCAUAUUACUGACACAGAACAGAGAGACUUUUAGCAUUGUUAGCAAUUAAAUGUACCUUACCAUGUCUACCGUAAGUACCUGGAUUGUUUGGUGUAGAGCUAUACUUCUAUACACCUUUUUGUUUUGCAGAAUGCUUAGUAAAGAUAUUUUUUCUUUAUAUAUGAUUUGAUUAGUAUUUCACUUUAAAACUUAUUUUGACCCUUAAUCUGAUAUAAAUCCUAAAUGAAUGCCUAUGCUAUAUUUCUUUUUAACCUGUGUAGAUCUGUGAGGAAACUGUAAGUGCUUCAUGUUCUCACACUGUAUGCCUUCAUUUUACACGUCUCCAAAGAGUUCUGCUUGUGUUAUCUUAUUUUUACAUUGACGUGUCAGUCGAGGAAACGGUGAGAUUUUACACCCAAGUUGUCAUACAAGAAAUGUGUGAAUGAGAAACACUUCCAGUCAAUGCGACACACCCUUUUCCUCACAAAAAGCUUUGACAAAGGUGACCUUAAUGUUUUAAGACUUGACUGAAAAUCAUCCAAAUUGCAGUCCAUUUCCAUGGCUGCAUUAUUCCUUAGUGAAAUAAGUGAAAUGUUGCCAGACAGAAAAGAUCACUCUUAAACAAAAAAGCCUGAGUUCUCCCUGAUGCUUGUGUUUUUGAUAUUCGACAUUGAGUGUUAUGUUUUAUCCCACAAACGCUUUAAAAGACAGUCUGUUUUCCUUUCUCUGCUUGCUGUAUCAUCGCCAGUACUUUCUGCCAAAACACUUUUAAAGGUCCCUAAGUGGACAUCAUGGAUCAGACAGUUCAGAAGUGUUAAGGUCUGCGUGGGUGGGUGUGGAUGCAGCCUUUGUGUGUGUGUGUGCAGCUCCUCCUUGUGGGCUGCCAAGACUCUUUCAGCAGAUGUCAGCCAGCUGGUAGAUCUGCUUUGCUGUGCAGCACCCAGUUGGAUAUCUCUAAGCUCUGUAAUAUCUUGCUUCUACUCUGAAAUAUUGUUUUAGAGAAAUAAAGUUGUUCCACAUUUGGGUAAUAAGCUUAUUAGCUUUCUCGCUGAGAGUUAGAUGAGAAGAUACAACUGCUAGCAGCAGCUGCUUAGCUUAGCUUAGCAUAAAGACUGAAUAAAAAUCUACCUACCAGCACCUCUAAAGGUCAUUAAUUAACAUGUUAUAUUGUUUGCUUAAUCUGUACAAUAACCAAAGAGUAAAGAUAACAGUCUGUAAAACCACUACUUAUUUCUGGGAGAAGUAGCUUUCUGGAGUAAGCUCCCGUAAAACCACAAUUUGUCAUUUUUACACUUUAGUUUUUGUACGGAUUAAAAAAACAAGGUAUGACGUGUUAAUUAGUGAGCUUUGGAGGGGCUGGUAGGUGGAUUUCGUUACCUUGGGAAAGAGACUGUCAAGCUGUUUCCCCAUAGUUAGUCUUCAUGCUAAGCUAAGUUAACCAGCUAUGGGCUGUGGCUUAAUUUUAGAGUACAGACACGAGAGUGGUAUCUAUCUUUUCAUCUAACUCUCUGCAUAAGCGUACUUCCCAAAAUAUUGAUCUAUUCAACAAUAUUCUACAAUAAAAUACAAAGUCUAUAAAA
Micropterus salmoides (largemouth bass) is the source of this 5223-nucleotide messenger RNA. RefSeq names its product ras-related protein Rab-39B. The record is from RefSeq and is a predicted model, not a curated record. Gene Ontology annotation, molecular function: GTPase activity; GTP binding. NCBI's taxonomy places the organism in Eukaryota, Metazoa, Chordata, Actinopteri, Centrarchiformes, Centrarchidae. Gene Ontology annotation, cellular component: Golgi membrane. The coding region runs from base 638 to 1279 and encodes 213 amino acids. The transcript has 3 exons. Gene Ontology annotation, biological process: Rab protein signal transduction.